Molecule: messenger RNA, 1271 nt
Organism: Mustela lutreola (European mink)
Lineage: Eukaryota; Metazoa; Chordata; Mammalia; Carnivora; Mustelidae
Gene: CFDP1
Product: craniofacial development protein 1
Exons: 7
Coding region: 153-1052 (299 amino acids)
Source: RefSeq, a predicted model, not a curated record
UCUCUGCGCAUGCGCACACGUUGCGGGGUUGGGGGGAGCCCACCCCCGCCGCCCCCGCCCCCGCUGAAGCUCUAGGGUCUCUCCCUAGAGCUUUGCCGUUCGGGACAGCUGCUGAAGUCCUUGUGGCUCCGCCCGCCCCGCGCGGCAGCGACAUGGAGGAGUUCGACUCUGAAGACUUCUCUACCUCAGAGGAGGACGAAGACUACGUGCCGUCGGGUGGAGAGUAUAGUGAAGAUGAUGUAAAUGAAUUAGUGAAGGAAGAUGAAGUGGAUGGUGAAGAGCAGACACAGGAAACCAAAGGGAAAAAAAGAAAGGCCCAGAGCAUUCCGGCCAGGAAGAGAAAACAAGGUGGCCUCUCAUUAGAAGACGAAGAAGAGGAGGAUGCCCACGAGGAGUCGGAGGAAAGUAGCAGUGAGGAGGGAGAUGCAGCUGCAGAGCAGGAAGAAGGCCUGGGCUCGGAGGCUGCAAGGAGGAAGAAGGAAGACGAGCUGUGGGCCAGCUUCCUCAAUGAUGUGGGACCCAAACCUAAAGGGCCCACAAGUACACAAGUUAAGAGAGGAGAGAAUACUGAAGAGACAAGUUCAAGUAAAUCGUUGGUCAGAGUUGAGGAGCUUGAGAAACCGAAAGAAGCUGAAAAAGUUAAAAUCACUAAGGUGUUUGAUUUUGCUGGUGAAGAAGUCAGGGUGACUAAGGAAGUGGAUGCUACAUCUAAAGAAGCCAAAUCUUUCUUCAAGCAAAACGAGAAGGAGAAGCCACCGGCUCCUGUCGCUGCAGCGCUGCCGUCACUCCCUGCCGGGUCUGGGUUAAAAAGAUCAAGUGGCAUGAGCAGCCUUUUGGGGAAAAUCGGAGCCAAGAAGCAGAAGAUGAGCACCCUAGAGAAGUCCAAACUGGACUGGGAGAGCUUCAAGGAGGAAGAGGGCAUUGGCGAGGAGCUAGCCAUCCACAAUCGAGGGAAGGAGGGGUACAUUGAACGGAAGGCUUUUCUAGACCGAGUGGACCACAGGCAGUUUGAAAUCGAGCGAGAUCUCCGGCUGAGCAAAAUGAAACCCUGAUGUUAAUGCGGGAAACCAAUAGCAGCUUAAUCCUGUUUACAAUGUGAGCUUCUGGUGCGUCUGUGAAAUGUUUCCGGUGUUUCUCAUCCAACUGUUUCCCAGCAAGGUCUUUUUUCUACGUUGAAUUUCUGUCUUUGUAUCUUGACCUCAUGUGGUUUCAUCCAUUUUACUUUUAAAAGUUUGUCCUUGAAAAAAAUAAAAAUAAAUUUGGUCCUGCGA